Messenger RNA from Amphiprion ocellaris (clown anemonefish), 13086 nucleotides. RefSeq names its product myosin-8-like. Gene Ontology annotation, cellular component: myosin complex. Gene Ontology annotation, molecular function: ATP binding; actin filament binding; cytoskeletal motor activity. NCBI's taxonomy places the organism in Eukaryota, Metazoa, Chordata, Actinopteri, Pomacentridae. The transcript is spliced from 39 exons. The record is from RefSeq and is a predicted model, not a curated record. The coding region runs from base 5374 to 11190 and encodes 1938 amino acids.
UGUGUGUGUGUGUGUGUGUGUGUGUGUGUGUGUGUGUGUGUGUGUGUGUGUGUGUGUGUGUGUGUGUGUGUGUGUGUGUGUGUGCGCGUGCGUGCGUGCGUGCGUGUUUGAUAGACAGGUACAAAUGUGGUUUGAAAAUUGCUGAAAAAGUAUUGAUGAGACUCUAGUGACUCCUAGUGGUGGUAUCAUAUAAGACACCACAGCCCGCUGCACCAGUUUUCACCAGGAUGGUUUCAUUUUUCUAAAAACACAUCUUUUUCACUGGUACUAAGCUGUAGCUUUUGUCUCUGGAGAGAAUGUAGUGAUUCCAAAACGUGUCAUUGUUAAUAGAUAAUUAUGCUAACUUCGUUUGUGUAACAAUUUGAAACAGUUACAAAGUGCUUUACAGUUUACACAAAGGAUUGCAGGAAUUGAAUCCAGAACAUGACUCUAAAACAAGAUAACAUCCAGUUAAGAAAAAGCCAAAAGAUAAACGUGAGUGCAAGAAGAACAGUAAAGUAGGAUAAUCUGCUAUUUUAGUAGUUGUCUUCUCUUCCCUUGCAUCUAUGCCCCUACCAGUAAGGAUGUGAAAUCAAGAUACAAGGACAACUGUCACGACACUUGAUAAAUGACUUCCAUGUAGGAUCCCCCUGAGUUCUGUCUUCUCAAGAUGUAUUUCAGGCAUUAUAAGAUCCUGAAGUGAAGUUACUAUGUCGUGAAAAUCACAAAAUUUAUUAUGGCUAUUCUUGAAAUAUAUGUAUCUGCAGAUGCAUUUUCAGAUCAGGGGUAGAACGUUGAUCGGUGUGUUCUUCUCAAAAAACAACUUCAAGCUGUAAGACAUGUUAAUACUCAUAAUCAUGCACAGUUAUGUUCAUUAUGACAGUGUAGCCGUUUAUGUUCCUACAGGGCAUCAGAGCCGACUCUUGAAACAGCAAAAGAAAGGCAAGUGGAAGGAUGAGAGAGGAUGAUAGCAAUAGAGCAGAUUCGAGUCCAGGGAUGAAGCUGAGGAAAACAUUUUCAGGCAACAUAGAGUGAGGAGAGUUCUAGCGAGGAAGAAGAGGAGGAGAUGGAAGUCGAAACAAGCCGAAAGAUUCAAGUUGUGUUAAAGCAGGAAAUGCCUGCUGCUCGAUGUUUGUGCUGCUUUUGGAGUGUGUAAUGGGAACAAUGCCAAAACCAAGCAACAGGAAAUAACAUUUUACAGGUAAGAAGUUAUAUUCCAAUAUUUGGUCAUGCUCUGAGUGUACUGAAUUACGGUUUCUCACUUUAAACGAUCUUCCUCUUAAGCUAUUAAUGAAUGCAACUGUCUAUGCUAACUGUUAGCUUAACUUAGCUAAUACUCAGCUAAGCUGUCUAACUACUAAGAAUAUUUCUACUGAAAUGAAAAACAUUGUUAGAAUUGAAUACACUUGAAUGUGUGAUUGAAAUGCCGUAUAACCAACAAAUCACGUAAAGUUGUCCAGUCAAAAAAUAACAUGGCAUCUACUGAAAUCUGCUAAGCUAGCUAACGCUAGCAAAAGCUUAGCUGUUAUUUUUUUCUUCUGUUCUUUAUUAUGAAAUAUUAAAUGCUGCCUUAUUUAAUUAUGGGAAACAACGCCUUGGAAAAAUUUGUUAAUCAAAAUUCACAUUUUUAAUUUACAAAUAACAGACCACUAGGGAAAUCAAUUACUAAUCUUGACUUUAGUUAGCUAAAGGUAGCCGUUGCUAUCUCACAAACUAGCUUUCACUUGAUCUACUGUAGCCUUUGACUUUAGCUGUUUGCUAGCUGUCUUUAUGUUGCAGAGCGCAAUAAAUGUGGUGACAAGUCCUGAAGCACACAGUUUACAAGACAGAAAGCAGUAUCUACACAGUUAAAUACAGAUACAAUUUUAUAUACAAUGAAACUGUGGCCAGAAAGUCAAAUACAGAUUAUAAUUCAGUUUUAACUCGCUGCAUUAUGUCUUUGUAGGGCAACAUUGUAAACAGAUUGAAAUUUUCGCUCAUUAAUUCAGCUGUAAACAUGUCAUUAUACCCCAUGCAGACGUUGCGUCUGCCCUGUUUUAUUUUUAACCUUAAACUGCAUUUGGAUUGAAAGCUCGAUUGAGCUGCAAGGCCUCCAGGGUCCGCCAACAGCUCCCACAAUCAGCCUACUUGUGGACAGAUCAAUUGUGCUGUCAAUCUAAAUGCAGUUUAGCGCUUGCCUCUGUUAUUGUGGCGGCUUUAGCUCAGAAGUGGCACAGGUUGGUGCACGAUCUGUAUCUGCCUGAAGUGCUCGUUUUAAUCCCUGUCCAGGAAAGAGGCCUAUAACUGACAAGAUGCCUGGGUAACACAAAGAUGAUGUCGCUUUUUAAAUGUGUCUGCUUUCUGACCACAUGAUUAGAUACUGUGAUGACUGUUUGUGCACUUAUCCUGUCUGUGGCUUGCAGUAGCUUUACUCUGAGGCAGGCCCUUGUGUUUCCUGUUGACCCCCUAAUCCUCUGUAGACGCACCCGUCCUCAGAUCUAUUUUCCACCGGGGUGAGGCUUCGCUGUCUGUCCCACACAAGCAGCUGAUUGGGAUUUUGUCUCCGCUUCUUCUUUCUUGUCCUGUGACCCCUGAAUUCAUAUCUCGCGGCCUCCUCGCAGUCAACACACGUGCUUGCUGCUGUAUCCAGACAUGACAGAGGGGUCGGCGUAGUGUAAGUCUGCUCGCCGGUCUGCCUGCUCGGGCCACUUGUGUCUCCCCAUAGCCAAUUAUAAUUGCAGCUGUUGCCAGACCUUCAAGUGACAUUAAGAGGCUAUUAAAUCAGCAUCAAUUAGACUGUGAUGCACUGCCAGAUGAAAUGCCCAUAUCAUAGGGAUCUUUCCCCGCUGUAUUACUGUGUCAUUUUCUCAGUUUUGAGGAGGGGGAGGAAUCAUUAAAAGUGUAAUUUGAUUUUGAAUAUAACUGAUUAUUUUUACUUGAAAAACGAAAGAGAAAGAAAAUGAAGAAAGCUUGUUAUUUCUUCAGAAAUUUAUGAACCUAUCAUCAUUAUGCUCAAGUAGAAGAGACAAAAUGAGAAAUCGGGCCAUGGAUAGAGCUUGGUUUUGAUGUUUAAUCACAGAUUUUUGCCUGAAUCCAGAAUCAAAAACAUCAUCAAUGAUCAGUUUUUUUAAAUAGACAGUUUUGCAUUCAAAUGUAUCUCCACUUUUUGACAGUACAUUCUUUACGUGUUGAGUUCCUGUUAACAAAAUUAAACUCUCCACAACUGAUCUAUCCAUGAUUAUAAGCUGGCAAAAUAGAAUUAAGCGACCAAGUGAGUAUUUGUUUGGGUCCAGGACGCACAAAUCGGACAGCGUAAAUAUCAAAAUCAGGGUUGAGUAACUGAAUAAUGAUUAACCAGAUAGCAAGCUGUUCUUUUCAUUUCACCAUUUUGGGUUUCAAUUGUAUAUGAAAAGAACAAAUAAUACAUGAAUUAAUUCUGUGUGUGCAAAAGUAAAUAAUAUUUUAUUUAGCUUGUUGUGGUUUCUAAGGCACAACAGCAAAAGAUAAAGCAGUGCAACAAGACAGAGCAUCAACAAUUAAUAAAAAAAAAUCAUAUAAUCUUACUGAGUAAUCUUACAAUCUUACUCUCUUUUUUUUUUUUAAUUGAAGAAAACCACUGAGAAUUUACCAUCCUAAUUGCCCACAGUCCAAGAUGAUGAGCAGCAGUCCAAAACAAAAAAAUUAUGUAUUUGCAACAGUUUGAAAUUGAGAAAAGCAGAGAUAUUGGGGAACGCAGAGAAAAUGAAAUGGAGUAUAUUCUUGCAGUAUUUGUAAGCUAAGUUUAUGUAAAGUCCGAAGUCGUCCAUGGGGACUUUCAUUACUACACAGUUGAAUGUCUUGCAACAGCUAGAAUAAUUAAAAAAUGGUCAAGACUGAUGCAGCAGAGGCUGACAGAUCCUGAAUUUAAUUCCUAGUAUGAGUUAGUUUAGUUCUUGCAACUUGUUCCUUCAAAUAUUAUCAAGUAGUAUUCUGGCUGGCUUUUUUUAAUUCACUGUCAGUGUUUGAUUCGCGGCAGCUGCACUCUAGUUUAAAAUGGCUCUUGACAUCUGGCAGAUUACAGCGCUUUUGAGAAUUCAAGCUUAAGUAACUGCUUAAUAUCAGGCCCGGGGAAAAGACCCACUGCUCACUUUAAAUAGGAAAAGCCAUCGUAUUUUUGGAAUAAAAGACUUGGUGAUGAUGAGGGUGAAGAUAAAACAGUCAGAAGGCUUCCACUAAACCCUGCCUUCAUGCUGCAGAGACACACUGUAAACUUAAAAGCACAUUCUUGUGCUGUAUUGACUUUGGAAAUGGAGGCACAGUAAUAGAAACCUCCUCAAAGGAUUUUGAAUGGAUUUAAUGUUAACCUUGUUAGCUGGGAUCUGGCUGCUCAAUGGCAUUGUGAUCCAGACGAACUAAAGCAACUGAUCCUAUGCAGUACUCCAUUUAAUUGUUUAAUGAUUUUUAUAAGAAGAGUAAAUGAGUGGCCCUUUAUCAUAUAUUUUUAUAAAAAGUAUCGAGCCAGACUGCUAGCUUGACUGAUGCUCAUUUUAUUUUGCAUUUCAUGCAUUUUGCUGGUAUUCUGCAGUGACUUUACUUGAAUAUUUAACAGGAACCAGACACAUUAUUUGACAUUAUCUGGCCAAAUAAGUUUUCAUGUGAAGCUAGACAUAAAGAAUGUGACAAAAGCCCCGAAAACAAAGUAACCACUUUUGCAUGCAUGUUAAUAUAAUUGCUUUUCAAACUGACAUUGAAGGACUGAUGGUGCAUAUGAACCAAAACUCUAUUUUAUGACAUAUUGUAUUCGCCAUAUCUAUAGUAAAUGUGGGUUAAUAGAAGCAGGCCUCUGUCUGGAAUAUGCUAAAUGUUGCCCCUCAACUCUGGCACACACAAACCCAAACGGUCAUGUGUGAUCAACUCUGCUCUCCAGAUAGCCAAUGCCAGAAUUUCAGCGAUGCCCUAACCAACCUAAUCUUCCCUGAUCCCAGAAAAUGAGGCCUGCAGUGUCGGGGCCGUAAGCCCUCUAAGCUGUCGUCCUUAGCAUUCAUCGCUUUUUAAUGGACAGUCUGAAGGAUUACAAUUGAAACCUUUUAAAAGUGACACAAUACAGCUAUACAUAGACAGUUUGAAAUACAAAAUGGACAUACUUGACUUUUCCAAGGUGGCGUAGGAGCCAGAUCUCCUAAUAUAGGAGAAGAAGCAGCCGCGAAGCAGGCCCAGCCAUCGCUUAUAAAAGCUGUCAAAGUCUUGUUACGGUGAGGUAUGUCUGUGGUGUAGUGGCGGAACAAUUAACAGUACAGACUGGAGUAUUUUCCUCAAAGGCUCUGAAACUCUUUGAGCAUCUUCUGACUUUUCAGCAGAACUCAGGUAAGUACGGAGCUACUGUCAGUUAUUCAGAUAAUCUGUUUAAUUUACUAAUUAAUAAUUUUUUGUGAUCACAUGCAGCUUUCCAAAAUGAGCGACGCUGAGAUGGAAAUAUUUGGGGUGGCUGCCCCAUACCUCCGCAAAUCAGAACGGGAGAGGAUUGCAGCCCAGAAUAUGCCGUUUGAUGCCAAAACAGCUGUCUUUGUGCCUGACCCAAAGCUGGAAUAUGUCAAAGGAAAAAUCAAAAGCCAGGACAGCUCCAAGGUCACUGUGGAGACGGAAGGAGGAAAGGUUGUCACCGUGCAUCUGGAUGACAUUCGGCCCAUGAACCCUCCUAAGUUUGACAAGAUCGAGGACAUGGCCCUGCUGACGCAUCUCCAUGAGCCAGCCGUGCUCUUUAACCUCAAGGAGCGCUACGCUGCCUGGAUGAUUUAUACCUACUCGGGGCUCUUCUGUGUGACUGUGAAUCCUUACAAGUGGCUUCCAGUCUACAACCCGGAGGUGGUAGCCGGGUACCGAGGAAAGAAGCGUCAGGAGGCCCCCCCACACAUCUUCUCCAUCUCUGACAACGCUUACCAGUACAUGCUGACGGAUCGAGAGAACCAGUCCAUCCUGAUCACUGGAGAAUCCGGUGCUGGGAAGACGGUCAACACCAAGCGAGUCAUCCAGUACUUUGCAACAAUUGCAUCAUUCGGAGACUCAAGCAAGAAGGAGCAAGUGUCUGGAAAACUGCAGGGGACUCUGGAGGAUCAAAUCAUCCAGGCCAACCCUCUGCUGGAAGCUUUUGGGAAUGCCAAGACUGUGAGGAAUGACAACUCAUCUCGAUUUGGAAAAUUCAUCCGCAUCCACUUUGGAACAAAGGGGAAGCUGGCAUCUGCUGAUAUUGAAACUUACCUUUUGGAAAAGUCCAGAGUAACUUUCCAGCUGCCAGCAGAGAGGAGCUAUCACAUCUUCUAUCAGAUCAUGUCAAACAAGAAGCCUGAUUUAAUUGAGAUGCUGCUGAUAACCACCAACCCUUAUGAUUACCCAUUUAUCAGCCAGGGAGAGAUCACGGUGCUGAGCAUCGACGAUACAGAGGAGCUGAUGGCCACAGAUAGUGCCAUUGACAUCCUGGGGUUUAACACGGAGGAAAAGGUCGGCAUCUACAAGCUGACGGGUGCUGUGAUGCACAACGGCAACAUGAAGUUCAAGCAGAAGCAGCGGGAGGAGCAAGCCGAGCCUGAUGGCACUGAGGUGGCAGACAAAGUUGCCUACCUGAUGGGUCUGAACUCUGCUGAUUUGCUAAAAGCACUGUGUUACCCUCGAGUGAAGGUUGGGAAUGAGUAUGUCACCAAAGGUCAGACUCCACAGCAGGUGAACAAUGCCAUGGGUGCACUGUCUAAGGCCGUGUACGAGAAGCUGUUCCUGUGGAUGGUCACCAGGAUCAACCAGCAGCUCGACACCAAACUUCCCAGACAGCAUUUCAUUGGUGUCCUGGACAUUGCAGGAUUUGAAAUCUUUGAGAUGAACAGCCUGGAGCAGCUGUGCAUCAACUUCACAAAUGAGAAACUGCAACAGUUUUUCAACCAUCACAUGUUUGUGCUGGAGCAAGAGGAGUACAAAAAGGAAGGGAUUGCGUGGGAGUUUAUUGACUUUGGCAUGGACUUGGCAGCCUGCAUCGAGCUCAUUGAGAAGCCGAUGGGGAUUUUCUCUAUUCUUGAAGAGGAGUGUAUGUUCCCAAAGGCGACAGACGGCUCCUUCAAAAACAAGCUGUACGACCAGCACCUGGGGAAAAACAGCAUCUUUCAGAAGCCCAAACCGUCCAAAGGAAAGACUGAGGCUCACUUCUCUCUGGUGCACUACGCCGGCACCGUCGACUACAACAUCAGCGGCUGGCUGGAAAAGAACAAGGACCCACUUAAUGACACUGUGGUGCAGCUGUACCAAAAAGCUUCCCUCAAACUGCUCUCUCAGCUCUUUGCCACAUACGCAUCUGCUGACGCUGCUGAUGGGAACAAGAGAAGCUCCAAGAAAAAGGGAUCUUCCUUUCAAACAGUUUCUGCACUUUUUAGGGAAAACCUGAACAAACUGAUGGCCAACCUCAGGUCCACACAUCCACACUUUGUAAGAUGCAUCAUCCCAAAUGAGACCAAGACACCAGGAUCCAUGGACCACCAUCUGGUGCUUCACCAGCUGCGAUGUAAUGGCGUGCUGGAAGGUAUCCGCAUCUGCAGGAAGGGAUUCCCCAGCAGGAUUCUUUAUGGAGAUUUCAGGCAGAGAUAUAGGAUUCUGAAUGCCAGCGCGAUCCCUGAGGGGCAGUUCAUCGACAGCAAGAAGGCUUCAGAGAAGCUGCUGUCCACCAUUGACGUGGACCAUUCCCAGUACAGAUUUGGAUACACAAAGGUGUUCUUUAAAGCCGGCCUUCUGGGUCUUCUGGAGGAGAUGAGGGAUGAGCGUCUGGCUGUGCUGAUGACUCGAAUCCAGGCUGUGUCUCGAGGAUAUGUCACCAGGCUGAGGUUGAAGGAGAUGACGAAGAAAAGAGAGUCUAUUUACAUCAUCCAGUACAACAUCCGCUCAUUCAUGAAUGUGAAGAACUGGCCUUGGAUGAAGCUCUUCUUCAAGAUAAAGCCUCUGUUACGAAGUGCGGAGGCUGAAAAGGAGAUGCAGACGAUAAAAGAGGAGUUCGCUCGACUCAAAGAGGAGUUUGCAAAGUCAGAGGCCAGGCGGAAGGAGCUGGAGGAGAAGAUGGUUGUGCUCGUUCAGGAGAAAAAUGACCUUUACCUUCAAAUACAAGCAGAGAGGGAGAACCUGUGCGAUGCCGAGGAAAGGUGUGAAGGCUUGAUAAAGAGCAAGAUCCACCUGGAGGCCAAAGUCAAAGAAUUCUCUGAGAGGCUGGAGGAGGAGGAGGAGAUCAAUGCUGAAAUCACCGCCAAGAAGAGGAAGCUGGAGGAUGAAUGUUCAGAGCUCAAACGAGACAUAGACGACCUUGAGCUUACCAUCGCCAAAGUGGAGAAGGAAAAAUAUGCCACAGAAAAUAAGGUUAAGAAUUUGGUGGAGGAGUUGAGCGCUCUCGAGGAAAAUCUGUUGAAGUCCUCUAAGGAGGUCAAAGCUUUGCAGGAGGUGCACCAACAGACUUUAGAUGACCUGCAGGCUGAGGAGGAUAAAGUAAACUCUCUAAUGAAAAUGAAGAUCAAGCUGGAGCAACAGGUUGAUGAUCUGGAGGGCUCGCUGGAACAGGAGAAGAAGGUGCGAGCCGACUUGGAAAGAUCCAGACGGAAACUGGAGGGAGAUCUGAAGCUGUCCCAGGAAACCAUCAUGGACCUGGAGAAUGAAAGACAGCAGGCAGAAGAAAGACUGAAAAAAAAAGACUUUGAAAUCAGCAGCCUGCAGAGCAAAAUUGAUGAUGAACAAGCCUUGAGCACUCAGCUACAAAAGAAGAUUAAAGAGCUUCAGGCUCGCACUGAAGAGUUGGAAGAGGAAAUUGAGGCUGAACGUGCAGCUCGAGCCAAAGUGGAGAAACAGAGGUCUGAUCUGUCCAGAGAGCUGGAGGAGAUCACCGAGCGGCUGGAGGAGGCCGGAGGCGCCACUGCUGCUCAGGCCGAGCUCAACAAGAAGCGCGAGGCCGAGUAUCAGAGGCUACGUCGGGAUCUGGAAGAGUCAACCCUGCAGCACGAGUCCAUCACUGCGACCUUACGUAAGAAGCAGGCCGACAGCGUCGCAGAGCUCAGCGAUCAGAUAGAUAACCUUCAAAGAAUCAAGCAGAAACUGGAGAAGGACAAAAGCGAGCUGAAGAUGGAGGUUGAUGACAUGACAAGCAAUGUGGAGAGCAUCCUGAAGAGCAAGGCUAAUCUGGAGAAAAUGUGCAGGAGCCUCGAAGACCAAAUGAAUGAACACAAGACCAAAGCAGAUGAAGCCCAGAGGUCCCUUAGUGAUUAUAUUACCCUCAGUGCUCGUCUCCAAACAGAAAAUGGUGAACUUACACGUCUCCUGGAAGAGAAGGAGACGGCUCUUUCACAGCUGAGCAGAGGGAAAUCUGUGGGGAGUCAGCAAAUCGAAGAGCUGAAGAGACUUUUGGACGAGGAAAUUAAGGCAAGAAAUGCUCUAGCUCACAGUUUGCAAUCAUCUCGUCAUGACUGCGAGCUGCUCAGAGAGCAGUACGAGGAGGAGCAGGAGGCCAAAGCUGAGCUGCAGCGAUGCCUGUCCAAGGCUAACUGUGAUGUAGCUCAGUGGAGAACCAAAUACGAGACGGAUGCCAUCCAACGCACAGAGGAGCUCGAGGAGGCCAAGAAGAAGCUGGCUCAGCGGCUGCAGGAGUCUGAGGAGAUGACAGAGGCUGCAAAUGUCAAAUGUGCUUCACUGGAGAAAACUAAGCAGAGGCUGCAGGCGGAGGUCGAGGAUCUCAUGGUUGAGCUGGAAAGGUCAAACGCAGCCAAUGCCACGUUAGACAAGAAACAGAGGAACUUUGACAAGGUUCUGGCUGAAUGGAAACAGAAAUAUGAGGAGAGCCAAUCAGAUUUGGAAGUCUCCCAGAGAGAGUCCAGAGUGCUGAGUACAGAACUCUUCAAGCUGAAAAAUUCAUAUGAGGAAGCUUUGGAUCACCUUGACAACAUGAAAAGAGAAAAUAAAAAUCUUCAACAGGAGAUCUCAGACAUCACAGAGCAAGUUGGACAAUCUGCUAAAACUGUCCAUGAGCUGGAAAAAGCUGCAAAGCAAGCUGAGCAAGAGAAGAGAGACACCCAGGCAGCUCUCGAGGAAGUUGAGUCUUCUCUGGAACACGAGGAGGCCAAAAUCCUGCACCUUCAACUGGAGCUGAACCAGAUCAAGUCGGAGGUGGACAGGAAGGUGGCGGAGAAAGACGAGGAACUCAACCAGCUCAAGAGGAAUCACCAGAGAACUGUGGACACUCUGCAGAGCACGCUGGACGCUGAGACACGCAGCAGAAACGAUGCUAUCCGGAUGAAGAAGAAGAUGGAAGGUGAUCUAAACGAGAUGGAAAUCCAGCUGGGUCAUGCCAACCGGCAGGCAGCCGAGGCGACCAAACAACAGAGAAACCUGCAGACUCAGCUGAAGGACACCCAGGUCCAUCUGGAUGAAGCCCUCCACAGUCAAGAGGACUUAAAGGAGGAAUUAGCCAUCGUAGAGCGUCGCAACAAUCUAAUGAUGGCUGAAAACGAGGAAAUUAGGGCGGCACUGGAGCAAUCUGAGAGGAGUCGAAAGCUUGCUGAGCAGGAACUGAUCGAUGUCAGUGAGAGGAUUCAGCUGCUGCACUCUCAAAACACCAGCCUCCUGAACAGCAGAAAGAAGAUGGAGGCUGAUUUGGGUCAUCUGCAGUCAGAGAUGGAGGACAGCAUCCAGGAAGCGAGAAACGCAGAUGAGAAGGCCAAGAAAGCCAUCAUGGAUGCUGCUAUGAUGGCUGAGGAGCUGAAGAAGGAGCAGGACACCAGCGCUCACUUGGAGAGGAUGAAGAAGAACCUGGAGGUCACAGUAAAGGACCUACAGCAGCGCCUGGAUGAAGCCGAGCAGAUAGCUCUGAGAGGAGGGAAGAGGGAGCUGCAGAAACUGGAAACCAGAGUCCGAGAGCUGGAAAAUGAAUUAGAGGCGGAACAGAAACGCACCGGCGAGGCUAUGAAAGGUUUGAGGAAAUAUGAAAGGAAAAUUAAAGAGCUCACUUAUCAGGGUGAGGAGGAAAAGAAGAACGCAGCACGACUGCAGGAUCUGGUCAACAACCUGCAGCUCAAAGUGAAGGCAUAUAAACGGCAGUGUGAGGAGGCGGAGGAACAAACCAGCAUUCAUUUGGCGAAAUUUCGGAAGGUGCAGCAUGAACUGGAGGAAGCUGAGGAGCGAGCAGAUAUCGCAGAGUCCCAGUUGAAUAAAUUACGAGCAAAAAGCCGAGAUGUUGGUAAAGGAGAAUAGGAAUCUACACAGGUACAGUCUACUUUAGAAAACAUAGCACGGUGAAUUGGGUUAGGAGGUUUCAGGUUUAUCAUGUUGCAUUUUUCGCACAAGCAAAAUGAGUUAUAAUGUGGUUUCAUUAGGUUCACAAGUAGGAAAAGUGUCUUGGUCUAUAGUGGAACAUUUAAAAGAAUCUACUAAUUUUGGUAUGCAUGGUUUUCUCGGGCGCAGAUGCAUUGGCAGAAUGUAACAAAGUGCAUUUAUUCAGAAAAUUAGUUUCAUUCACAGUUGUUUUUACAAGUUUUGUCAUAUUUAAAAAAUACCCACUAAAUUGAUAAAUGCUCACCAAAACAUGUUUAAUAUUUGCUAAAGUACAGUUUUUAGGCACUUGUACACUAAAAGAUGUGCCUUUGUGUUCUGGAAAAUGUAGGAUUCAGCACGUUUUUGAGCCAUAGUCCCGAUAUGUCACUAUUUGCUGCAUUGAUGUUGAUUUUAACAUUUUUUAUGUGACAUAUUAAAUCACUGAAGUAGUAAUUCAUAAUAAAAAAAACACACCUUACCAACAUGUUAAAUUAACUAUCAAUUUAUUGCAGUUUUUCUUUUUUAAAGCUUAUAUUUCUGACUUUUUGGCCAUUAUUUCAGCAAAUGGCAACAGCUUUAGUAUGAACAGACAACAUACAGAUCAACAAAGCAAAAACUCUGUAGUCAUAUUAGUUUAGACACACUAGGUUGCUGAUGUGCAGCAGGGUUGUCAUCUUCACUAUCUGGGUUUAGUGUGUUAGUUUGCUCCAAUUAGCUAAUAAGCACAAAUUGUAAAGUACAGUUGAGGCUUAUGGGAAUGUCAUUUAUCUUUGAUCGUGGCAUUUAUUUAAGCAUUACAAAUAGCAUAUUUUUGCUGUAUUUUUUUACAAAAUAGGAAAAACCUGUGAAUCUGCUGUAUGUUUUAUUGGGCACUACAGUUUAUACAUGGACAUUAUGAAAUUGCGGUUGUCAGUCUGUUUUGUCUACAAAUCAAAUUUCAUAGCCGGCCAUCCAGUAACUGUGAAGACAUUUCUUUCAAGUUGAAAAUGAUCAGCUUCAUGGCUGAAAAGUCAAGUCAAAGGCAGUAGGAUUCAUUCUCUGGGGAUCAUGAAUAUCUGCAGAAAUUUUACCAACAACACAUCCAGUUUUUUCAAGAUACUUCUGUCCGCUCCAUAUUGGUGGAUAAUAUUAGAGCCACACUGCGAUCACAGCUACAAAUAUAGACAUUAGUCACUAUCUGUGACUGUGUAAAGAAAGACAGACUCAUCAGACAUGUAAAAUUAUAUGUUGAAAAGAAAAUAUCUUUUAUAAAUGCUGUAUCUGGUGCUGUUAAUCCUGGGAUCAGUCUAGACUGAGCUAUAUAAACAGUGACAGCUCAACAUGUUCCAGGAAUAGUGUUCUACAGAGUGGUUAUUUAAGAACCGAAAUGCUUACAAGACACAGAAAAAUGCCAGUGAAAGUCUUUGCGUGUGUCAAGCACUGUGAAAUGACAUUAAAUGUAAUGGUAAAAUGUAACCAUUUUAAAUCUCUUCUUAAUUCUCCAUACAGUCCCAAUGCAUUUCAUUGUACAGCAUCCAUGUUAUUCAAGAGUCGGACGUAGUAUAAGUCUGAAAUCUGCAUGCUCUAAGAUGAAAAAUUCAACCGACUUAUGUUUUAAUGAAAAAGUUUUUUGUAAUGGCUAAAAGAAACAAAAAUACACAGACGCCGACAUUUUUGCAUCUAAGAAAUUCACCUGCACAUGUUACAAGUUCUGUGGAAGCUUAUAUGAAUAGGAAGUAACUCACCAACAGUUUUGUGUUGCAAUAAAAAUUCACUCCCAAAAGAUGGAGACACUUUAUACAUGUUCAUCAACCGUUGUUUGGUCUCUGGAAACAUUAAAGACCCUACAGUCUGCUA